This is a messenger RNA of Mycetomoellerius zeteki, 2625 nucleotides long. It is a transcript of the gene TRAM, whose product is annotated as translocating chain-associated membrane protein 1. The record is from RefSeq and is a predicted model, not a curated record. The coding region runs from base 208 to 1341 and encodes 377 amino acids. Gene Ontology annotation, biological process: protein insertion into ER membrane; SRP-dependent cotranslational protein targeting to membrane, translocation. NCBI's taxonomy places the organism in Eukaryota, Metazoa, Arthropoda, Insecta, Hymenoptera, Formicidae. The transcript has 7 exons. Gene Ontology annotation, cellular component: endoplasmic reticulum membrane.
GAGCGCCACAUUGCUCGGAGUUGGCCCGGUUGGCCGUGGUUGGCCGCCGCGUGCUUGGUACGUAUCUAUACACGCAUGACGUUUCCGCGACGGUGAAACCGUGAAACGUCGCGGCCCGGUUUCUCGUGGUAGGGCCGCUCGUCCGUCCGCCGUCUAUUUAUCGUGCCGCGUUCGCCGCUCAGUGAACGUACACUUCUGUCGGCCAAGAUGGUGACGAUGAAGGGACGCAAGAGCUCGAGCAAGAACCCACCGAUCCUCAGCCACGAGUUCGUCAUACAGAAUCAUGCGGACAUCGUCUCCUGCGUGGCCAUGGUCUUCGUGAUCGGCCUCAUGGUGCAGGUUACGUCGCCAUGGGCCUACAUGUUUAUUGCUAUUCAUCAUAAUGUGACCAAUACUACCGAGGAUCCUACAGCAGUGGUGAAGUAUACUACAGGAUGGAAAGAUGCAUGUGCAGUGUUCUUUUACUUCUUAAUAACCAUCAUAAUGCAUGCUGUGCUUCAGGAAUAUAUAUUUGAUAAAAUUUCCAAACGGCUUCAUCUCAGCAAAGUAAAGCUUUCUAAAUUUAACGAGUCCAGCCAAUUGAUAAUAUUUUAUGCAUUGUCUGCAUUAUGGGCCAUUGAUAUUAUAAUCAGAGAGAAUAUACUUUUGAACAUAUGGACGUUGUGGGAAGAAUAUCCAGCGCCGAUGUCCGCUUCCCUAAAACUAUUUUUCAUUGCCCAGCUUUCUUAUUGGUUGCAUUGCUAUCCCGAACUCUAUUUUCAACGAAUUAAAAAAGAAGACAUUUUGCAACGUGUUAUCCAUGCAACUGUUGGAUUAAUCUUUACAUUCGCAGCUUAUUUCUUCAACUUCCAACAUCUUGCCCUAAUCUUAUUAACUCUCCAUUAUGUGGGAGAUGCUUUGCUACAUGCAGCCAGAUUGGUUCACUUUAUUAGUCAAAAAGAAAAGAGAACUAAAUUAUCAUUCCUGGUUGCCAAUUCGACUUACGUGUUCGCACAUAUUGCGACUAUCGCGCUCACGUGUGUAGUAUUCCUGUAUGGUUUGAGGAAACAGGAGUUUAAACUUGACUAUGCUAUUGGUAACUUUAAUACUCCUAUUGUACAAUUCUCGGCAACGGUUAUUGUCUCGCUCUUCCAAGGCUACCUUCUAUAUUUCUUCAUUACGAAGCAAAUCAAGCGUGCACGCGAGAACGCCGCGCCUGUUGUUGUGAAGACGAAGCCGAAGCAGAAGCCGAAGAAACGAGAAGGCAAGAAAUCAGCCUUGUCCGAAGACGACGAUCUCCCUGAAGUUGAUCAGGCGACGAAGAAGAAUCUGAGAAAUCGUCCUUCAGCCAAAGCAAAAUAGACGCUCAAUAAAUUAGAGAAAUCAUCCCUACAAGGCUGAUUGGAUGUUCGAUUUUAUUCACCUGUAUGUCACGAACAUGUCAAAAUGUUCGACCAAGGCUGCGGUCCACUUGCUUCUUUCAAAUGCUUUAAACGCUACGCUUGGAUUACCAAUACAUUACUGUUCCGAAUGCUACAAUCGUUAUGUAAUUUCCCGCCAAAUAUAUCGAAAUGCUCCAAUUAACUGAAUCCAUCUUCCGAGGGCGUGUUUAAACUCAUCUGAGUACUCCCCAAGUAUCAUGUAAUCCUUGCUUAAUAUUCAGUGAACAAUAAAGAUAAAAUGAUACCUGAGUGGCACUCUGUUGGGAAUUUGAAUAUAGCUCGAGAUGAAACAAUUGGAGUGAAAGUGGGAGCGAAAAUGAUGUAAUAAGAAUUACUGGAAACAUCAAGUGAUCCAAGAUGGUCUAGCUGUAUUGAUGUUUGCAUACGCAUUGCUUUGUGUGCUUGCAAAGUAUAUGCUUUGUAAGGUUUGAAGCGCCAAAUAGACCGCAGUCUAAGAUGUACAAAAAUAUAUUCUUCUUAAUGUAAAAAUACGAAGCUUCCGUAACGUUACCGAUUAAGAAUCGCGACAGCAGAAUAAUGUAUCCGGUACUUGAUUUUGUAUCUGACAGAGAUGAAAAUCAGAUUUAAAAUAUUUUAUGAAAGAGAUAGACACAUAAUUUUGGGCAGAGGUAGGCACACUACACCAUCGGAUGUGUUUUUAACUACAAAUCAGGGGUUUUUUUUAUCAUUUUAUCUCAUUCAUAUGAAUUGUAUAGCUAAAUUGCAUUCAUAGCAUAAUUGCAUUCAUAUAGAAUCACAAAAUAUUAAUUGCGCACUUUGGUACGUUGUCCUUUUAUGCGCGUUCCAUACAUUUUCUAGAGAAAUUUAUACACUUUAUCGCUGUUUACUGUUAUUUAAAAUUCUUUAUGAAUUUUUUUCGUGCACUGAUUUCUUUCGAUGAAUUUUUAAAGUCGAUUAGAAUAGGACCAUUCAAAUUUUCAAAUCUUCAAUCUUUCCUUCUCGACUGUCUGAUUCAGAUAGAGAAGAGAUUGAAAAGAAAGUCGAGUUCCAGAUCCAGACGAUAAGCUUGGAUCGGUCUUGCUUAUUGUCUUCAAUUGUCCUUGGAAUAAAAUGUUCGAAUAGAUCAGAGACAAACGCAUUGAGCUAGCAUUAAGUUACAAGACAAAAAGUAUAUAGAUAUAAUGUGCACGAAAUAAUACUUUGGACCAUAAAUAUGUUAUAAGAAUCAUGCCACGUAAAAAUA